Molecule: messenger RNA, 1065 nt
Organism: Octopus sinensis (East Asian common octopus)
Lineage: Eukaryota; Metazoa; Mollusca; Cephalopoda; Octopoda; Octopodidae
Exons: 4
Coding region: 391-960 (189 amino acids)
Source: RefSeq, a predicted model, not a curated record
AAAAAUAAACCGAGAACGAGGCUGCCAGGAGUGAGUAGUCGUGGCCAGUUGUCUACCAGCACGGCGACUCGAUCCGUCGACCCCUGGCUUCGUCGUCGCUGUUUUUUGUCACCUGUUGGUAGUGUAUAGCAGUAAAAACAUUCCCGAUACGACCACCACGUCGACCAAGGAUCAGAGGAAGAAGCGAGUAUACAACAAAAUUGCUUACAUAAUGGAGUGAAAUGUAUUUUGUGAACUGACUGACCAUAUAUAUAUAUAUAUAUAUAUAAUAUAUACACAUAUACAUACAUACAUACAUAUAUAUAUAUAUGUGUGUGAUGUAGAUAUAUAUACAUCCGUAUAUAUAUAUAAUAUAUAUAUAUACUAUCAUUCUGUAUUAUCUGCAUCAACAUGGCUAGUUGUACUGCUGCAGACCAGACAAAUUCUGGCAAGGAUUGUUCCGAAAGCGAAACAGAAUUGGUGAAGGAGGAAGCAGCCAAAGUAGACAAGAAGAAGGUGGAGGCUGGAGAGGAUGGAGACGAAGAAGCGAAAGUCUCUGCUGACCGGCUCAGCCCCCAGGAUGAGGAAACAGAGAAGCAAGUUGUUCUGGCCAGCAGACACAUCACCAUGGCUCUAACCAAAUCCAGUGCCAUCGAGAAAUAUUUCUCCACCUGUCUUUUAGAUGAAGAAGAUGAAGCUCGCUUUGCAGACUUUGACUCGGAGUUGCCGGAUUUCCUCAGUCGGACGUUCUUCAGUCAAGAUGCUAAAUUCUUCUUCCUGAUAUUCACUGCCUUCCUAUUCUUUUCUGUUCUAAUUCUCUUCAUGAUCCAGGCAAACUGUGCUUGGCAUAACAAUCAGUUACUUGAACUGCUCGGACGAGAAGAUUUCACGCAAGAUUUCUUUUACCUUCAUUACUAUGAGAUGCCAGAGAGACGAGCCAGUCCAGGACUCCGAGUCAACACAAGCUGCUUCGUGCACUAACCCCACACACAGACACACACAGACAUUCCCAUUUGCUGUAUAACAAACCCCAUUUUGUGCAAACGCGAAACAAUAAAGGAACUCUACUAGUAAUAUUUGAAAGAC